AUGCCUGGCUUGGUGAGAAAGCUGGCUAUCAUCGCCGCGGUCGACGGACUCAUUCUCCAACCUCAUGGCAAUGGAAAUCGCAAUGGUGGUAAUAGUCCUGCACCUAUUCGCAUCGAAUAUAGGACGGAUAAAAUCACGGCGCUCGCCCAGCCGCAGUUGGAGCUUGUGGGGAAGCGCGAUGCUUGUCUUGAAUCGCAUGGUUUGAUAGGACUGCUCAAUGUCGCAUCAUAUUCUUUUCUUAUUUCUAUUACCCAGCGCAAACAGGUCGCACAAAUACUGGGCAAGCCGAUAUAUGCAGUGACUAGUGUUGUGGUCAUCCCACUAUCCUCUCAGUCAGAUGCGAGUCAUGCGAUACUCCAAGCACAGCAAAAUAUAGCGCGGCAAGAUAAAGAAUCGGCCGAAGCUAUCUUGGAAGUUGAAACAAGCAGUGGAGCGGAGGAUGACUCCGAUGCCACCGCCGAAGAUAUCGCCAUCUCUUCUCCCGGCCUAGAGAGCACUGAGAACCCGGAAGACAAGCAGGGAUCCACAAACGGUAGUAGAGUCGCACAAGAUGUUAUUAGCAAUCGGGGUCGUAACGGCAGAUUCUCUCUUAACUGGUUUUCCAGAAAGCGCUGGGGUUCCACAGGAUCUUCUUUCUCUAGCCAGACCAAAGCCGACGAAGUAGAGGAAGAGGCUAGCAGCGAAAGAACAAAGCAGAAAUCGGUAUCUAGUGCUCUUAAGGAGCAACCUGAAGCCGAAGCAACACAUGUUCUAGAUGAUGCCUCGCAUGAAGAGAAGAUUCAAGACCUAGUCGCACCCAGCAAGCCCAUUGAUCUAAUGCCAAAACUCUUGAGAUACACAAAGAUGUUAUUUUCGUCGCAGAACUUUUUCUUUUCUUAUGAUUAUGAUUUGACCAGGCGGUAUUCAGUUCCGGAUUCUCGAGAUGCUCAAUUGCCUCCUCAUGGCCUGGCGGAUUCGUUGUAUUUUUGGAAUAAAUUUCUUUUGAAGCCAUUUAUAGAAAACGGAAAAGCCUCGACUACAUUCGUUUUACCGGUAAUACAAGGCUUUGUCGGGCAGCGAGAGUUCACCGUCGCGUCAAGUAAGAAUCAGGAUGCGGAUUCCGCAGGCCCAGACAAGAAGAUGGUUGUUGCUGGCGAGACGGCCGAAGAAACAGCAGACGAUUCAUCAAAAGAGAAACACAGCGAGGAUUUUCUCCUCACGUUGAUUUCGCGGCGCUCCACUCAACGUCCGGGAUUAAGAUAUCUCCGACGUGGUGUGGAUGAUGAUGGUAAUACGGCUAAUACUGUAGAAACUGAACAAAUUUUGUCGACGCCAAACUGGGAAACGUCUCGUAAUGUGUAUUCCCUGCUACAAUUGCGAGGUUCGAUACCUCUAUACUUCUCUCAGUCACCUUAUUCGCUUAAGCCUACACCUGUGAUCCACCACUCUAAUGAAACAAACCAGCUUGCAUUUAGUCGGCACUUCCGUGAUUUGAAUAGGAAGUAUGGAAAGAUCCAAAUAGUGUCUCUCCUUGACAAACGUGGGGUGGAAACCAAACUCGGAGAAGCCUAUGAGGCAUAUACACGAUCUUUCAAUGAGGAGGGCCGUCAUAAUGAUUACAGCUUAGGCUUUGAAUGGUUCGAUUUUCAUCACGAAUGUCGUGGCAUGAAGUUUGAAAAUGUUAAAGGGCUAGUGGAUAGACUGGAAGGGACGCUUGAAACCUUUGGAGAGACAGUUAUGCAGGACAAUUCUAUUUUGAAGGAGCAAUCUGGGAUAGUCCGUACUAAUUGUAUGGACUGUCUAGAUCGUACAGGCGUAACCCAGUGCGCUUUUGCGCAGAGGGCAUUGGAAAAGCAAUUGAAAAAUGAGGGGUUUGCUAUCGAUCUAAAGGAAGACUCGUCGACGCAGUGGUUCAAUGUUCUAUGGGCAGACAAUGGCGAUGCUAUUUCAAAGCAAUACUCGUCUACAGCAGCUCUGAAGGGUGAUUAUACUCGCACUAGAAAACGCAACUACCGAGGCGCUCUUAACGACUUUGGCUUAACUCUAUCUCGAUACUACAACAAUCUCGUUAGUGAUUAUUUUUCGCAGGCCUGCAUCGACUACCUUCUAGGAAACGUGUCCAUUCAGGUGUUUUCUGAAUUCCAGUUCCAUUUGCAAACUAUUGACCCCGGUAUUUCAGUUGCGAAAUUGCGCCAAAACGCUAUCGAUACCUGUAGCAGACUUGUGGUUGAUAACCAGAGCGAAGAGCUUCUCGGUGGCUGGGUGAUGCUUGGUCCACGACAAUCUAAUACAUUACGAACUCUUCCCUUCGAAGAGACUGUUCUACUUCUGACAGAUGCUGCAUUAUACAAUUGCCGGCUAGACUGGAAUGUCGACAAGGUGGUGUCAUUUGAGCGCAUAGACUUGCGCUCCAUUAACUGUAUCCGAUACGGAACCUAUAUAACCUCCGUUCUGUCCGACGCGCAAACCGACGAGGCACGUAAUGUCGGUAUUGUGAUUCUGUACCAGAACGGUAAUAUCAAUGCUUUUCGUGUAAACACUCGGUCCAUGCAGAGCAGCUUCAAUCAGGAUGCGCAGGACAAUACGAACACUGGCGAAGAAUGGGAUUUGACAGCAUGGCUUCGGGGGCCGAAAAAGCCAUCAGCAAGGUUCAUGGCGUUCAAAGCCCUCCCUAUUUCAACAUCUGCUACGAAUAAUCUGUCGGCCGAGGCCACUGUUAGCGAGAGCGUUGCGGUCAAAUCGAUAUGCCAGGAGAUUGAGCGUGCCAUACGGGAUCAGGAUCGGGAAAAUGCCAGCGAUAACUCGGUGAUUGAGGAGAAAGCGAUUAUUUCACUGGCUGAAGCCAAGAAAAGGACUGGAUAUCUUGAGCAAUUGGUAUAUGAUGUGAAGAAAUUAGUUUGGGCAUGA
Molecule: messenger RNA, 2886 nt
Organism: Talaromyces proteolyticus
Lineage: Eukaryota; Fungi; Ascomycota; Eurotiomycetes; Eurotiales; Trichocomaceae
Product: SacI domain protein
Exons: 3
Coding region: 1-2886 (961 amino acids)
Biological process (GO): phosphatidylinositol dephosphorylation
Cellular component (GO): endoplasmic reticulum
Molecular function (GO): phosphatidylinositol-4-phosphate phosphatase activity
Source: RefSeq, a predicted model, not a curated record